AUGGCAAAUAUUGGUGCCGUUUUUUUGUCAAUCAAAGCACAAAAUGAACAUGGAAUUCCUGUCAAAGAUUACACUCGUUAUCGCAAAUAUUGCAGCAAGAAAUUACACCGUUUAUCUAAAUUAUUAGGAAUUCAGCAAAUUAAUAAAAAAUAUGCAGAAAAUGAAAUACCUUCUCUGAAAAGUAACCCAAAAUAUCAUGAUUUUUUAAUCAUCAACAGUGAAAGAGCCUGGGCAUAUGCAAUGGAACUUAAAACAAAAAAUAGAAAUCAUAAAAAGCCUACUAUAAAUCACCAAAGGGUUGUCCGUCGUUUAUUAAGGGCAUAUCAAUAUGCAUCUCGUUUAAAUGAACUGAUGAAUCAAGAAUUACCUAUAUUUCGAUUACAGGCACUUGAAUAUAUAUCAGCAAGGAGAGGGCAGCUAAUGUUUGAAUGUCACCAAUGGGAGCAAUCCCUUACAAAUUUUUUAGAAGCAAGAAUUAUACUAGAAGUAAUCUAUGAAAACAAUGGGUGCCAACAUAUAAAAGAAUUAAUAUCAUCUAUUGAACAAAAUAUUCGAUAUUGUGCAUAUCAACAAAAAAUACCCUCUAAUGAUAUUUUUGGUCUUUCUCAGAAAAAUAUCUUAAAUAAUCAAUCAUUAGCAUCUCUUUUAACAAGUAUUAGUCCCGAGAUACUAAAACCUAAAAAUAAACUUCAUUUAUCAAUAGUAUCUCAAAUAGAAUGGCAAGGGCGUGUUGCACCUAUAACAGAUGUAAACAUAGCUAUUGCAUUGUCAUCUAUUCAAGAUGCUUAUCAAUCAAUGAAUAGUGAAGAAACAAGUACUUUAAAAGAAAAGAACGAAAAAUAUGAUGAACUAUUACAGAUGUACUCGAAAACCGAAAAUAUAAUAAAAAAAGCAAUUGAAGAGUUUGAGCGUUCUGGGACUCAUGAUAAAACACAGAAUCUAUAUAUUUUAUAUACAUAUGUUGCAUACAACCAUAUUCUAGAACAAAUAAAAUAUAAUCUAUUAUUGAUUUUUGAAUUAAAUUCCAAUUCUUUAGAUAAGAAUCCUAAACAAUACAUUCUUUGUAAAAUAAUUAAAUUGUAUGACGAUAUUUUGCAGAAUCUUAAUGUCAUGUCAGACCUUCCAGGUAUUUCAAACGACAUGUGUUUUCUUCAAAGAAUUGAGCAAGAAAAAUAUUAUUUUAGGUCUCAGCGCUGUCUUAUAAUUGCAGAAUCAUAUUUCCUGCUUUCGGAUUAUAGAUCUGCUUUAACACUAGCAAUACACAGCUAUGAUUAUUUAUCAAAAAUUUCUAUUGCAAAUAAUAAAGAAAUAAUAUUUAUAAAUGAAACUAAAUUAAUAAAUUUAAGGAAAAAUAUAGAUAUAAAGAUAAACCAAUUUCGUGCAUUUUUAUGUUUAACUAUGGAAGAAAUUAGCAAUGAAAAAGAUACAUCCUUAAAGGCACCUACUUUAAUAGAAAUGAUGGAUAGUUAUUCUCAGAAACUUGAUUUAUCUAGACUUAUAGAUCUUCCCUCAAAACUGGAACUUUUAUUUUGUAAACCUAUUUUUUUCGAUAUAGCAUACAAUUAUAUAGAUUAUAAAGAAAAUAUAAAACAAUUAACUACUAGCAAACGAGGGUUCUUCAAAAACUUUUUAGGAAAAUAA
Messenger RNA from Pneumocystis jirovecii RU7, 1641 nucleotides. RefSeq lists its product as uncharacterized. The coding region runs from base 1 to 1641 and encodes 546 amino acids. Gene Ontology annotation, biological process: SRP-dependent cotranslational protein targeting to membrane. Lineage: Eukaryota; Fungi; Ascomycota; Pneumocystomycetes; Pneumocystales; Pneumocystaceae. The record is from RefSeq and is a predicted model, not a curated record. Gene Ontology annotation, cellular component: signal recognition particle, endoplasmic reticulum targeting. Gene Ontology annotation, molecular function: endoplasmic reticulum signal sequence receptor activity; 7S RNA binding; signal recognition particle binding. The transcript has 5 exons.